Messenger RNA from Nothoprocta perdicaria, 4156 nucleotides. It is a transcript of the gene TTBK1, whose product is annotated as tau tubulin kinase 1. Gene Ontology annotation, molecular function: ATP binding; protein serine/threonine kinase activity. The transcript has 15 exons. Lineage: Eukaryota; Metazoa; Chordata; Aves; Tinamiformes; Tinamidae. Gene Ontology annotation, biological process: signal transduction; peptidyl-serine phosphorylation; peptidyl-tyrosine phosphorylation. The record is from RefSeq and is a predicted model, not a curated record. The coding region runs from base 188 to 4147 and encodes 1319 amino acids. Gene Ontology annotation, cellular component: cytoplasm; nucleus.
ACUGGCUUCAGACGGAGUUACUGCACUGCUUUGAAACAGAAGUGGCUGCAUCCUGUGAUCUCGUGCAAGGCUGAGGACUUCCUGMUAUCAAGAGAGAUGUGGAAAGCAGCUUGACAGAUGCUGAAAUGGAUCUGAGAUAAAUGGAUCAUUUAAACUGGGAGCUACUAAAAUCCUCUCUGGCUGGCAAAUGCAGUGCCUAGCAGCAGUCAUCAAGGACGAACCAAACAUGAGUGGAGGAGGGGAACAGGUCGACAUCCUGCCGGCCAAUUAUGUGGUCAAAGAUCGCUGGAAAGUGUUGAAGAAGAUUGGUGGUGGUGGCUUUGGGGAGAUUUAUGAAGCAAUGGAUCUGCUGACCCGCGAGAAUGUGGCCUUGAAGGUGGAAUCAGCCCAGCAGCCCAAGCAAGUUCUCAAGAUGGAAGUGGCUGUCCUGAAGAAGCUACAAGGGAAGGAUCAUGUUUGCAGAUUUAUUGGCUGUGGAAGGAAUGAAAAGUUUAAUUAUGUGGUCAUGCAGCUUCAGGGCCGAAAUCUUGCAGAUCUCAGAAGAAGUCAGCCUCGGGGGACUUUCACACUGAGCACAACGCUGCGAUUAGGCAAACAGAUUCUGGAAUCAAUAGAAGCCAUCCACUCUGUGGGAUUUCUGCACCGUGAUAUCAAGCCUUCCAAUUUUGCCAUGGGCCGCUUACCUUCAACGUACAGGAAAUGCUACAUGCUGGAUUUUGGUCUGGCUCGUCAGUACACCAACACCACUGGGGAAGUCCGGCCACCUCGCAACGUUGCUGGGUUUCGGGGAACAGUCCGCUAUGCUUCGGUGAACGCCCACAAAAACCGAGAAAUGGGUAGACACGAUGAUCUCUGGUCCCUCUUUUACAUGUUGGUGGAAUUUGCAGUUGGGCAGCUUCCCUGGCGAAAGAUCAAAGAUAAGGAGCAAGUUGGCAUGAUAAAAGAGAAGUAUGAACACCGAAUGCUGCUAAAACACAUGCCUUCAGAGUUCCACCUAUUUCUGGAUCAUAUUGCAAGCCUAGACUACUUCACCAAACCAGACUAUCAGCUAAUCAUGUCCGUGUUUGAGAACAGCAUGAAAGAAAGAGGCAUUACUGAAAAUGAAGCCUUUGACUGGGAGAAGGCCGGGACAGAUAUCUUGCUGUCCACUAGCACCUCUACUCCUCCACAGCAAAACACUAGGCAAACAGCAGCCAUGUUUGGGGUGGUUAAUGUCACUCCAGUACCUGGGGACUUGCUUCGUGAAAACACUGAGGAUGUCCUACAGGGUGAACAUCUGAGUGAUCAAGAGAAUGCKCCUCCCAUCCUGUCAGGCCGGCCGGCAGAAAGUCUUGGCCAGGCUCCAAACGCUGCUUUCAAUGAGGCUGAAGUUUGGGAAGAGACAGAUGUGAAUCGCAACAAACUCAGGAUCAGCAUCAGCAAAACUCAGUGCAUGGUAGAAGAGGAGCAGCGAAACGGUGUCUGUCCCAGCUCCCCUGUCCGAGUGCCUCCAGAGUCCCCUACCGCACAAGCGCGCUCCCUCCGCUACCGCCGCGUGAACAGCCCCGAGUCCGAGCGCCUCUCCACGGCUGAUGGCAAGGCGGAUCCGAACGAAAGAAGAUCUCGAAUGGAUUUGCCUGGCUCUCCGUCGCGGCUCGUGUGUUCCUCCCAGCCAGCCCAGAUGUUAUCCAUUGAUACUGGCCAAGCAGACCGGCAGGCAAGCGGUAGGAUGGAUGUGUCUGCUUCGGUGGAACACGAAGCCCUCAGCAAUGCUUUCCGCUCGGUACCCCUGGCAGAGGAAGAGGACUUUGAUAGCAAGGAGUGGGUUAUCAUUGAUAAGGAGACUGAGCUGAAGGACUUUCACCCUGGUGCAGAGCCAAGCACCUCUGGAACCACAGAUGAGGAACCUGAGGAACUAAGACCUAUUGAAGAGGGUGAGGAGAGGAGGCGCUUGGGGGCAGAUCUGGCAGUCAGGCCGAAGAUACAYGAUGGGCGAAGUCGGGCUAUGCAGCCUGUGACGGAGGAGGACAGUUCCCACAGACACGAAGGACCUUCUCAAACAGUAUCUGACAGUAARCACGAACAGCAGACAGGAAGUCCAGCCCACUCCCCCCUGCACUCAGCACCAGCUACCCGACAAAGGAGACGGGAGUCUGAACCUACUGGUCCUCAGAGACAGGCAUAUUCACUGAAGUCAUUUGAAAUGAAUGGUCUGCCCAAGGCGGUGCCUUUAAGUUUGCCUUAUCAAGACUUCAAAAAAGAUUUGCCCGACUAUUGGGAAAAGCCUAAGGCACCCCAGCGGAUAAAGAAAGUUGACUUCUCAAAUAUUGUCUUGACCGCUCCUUGCAAACCCCCUGAACCUCACCUCAAAAUGAAUGGGAAAGAGGAAGAAGAAGAGGAGGAGGAAGAGGAGGAGGAGGAAGAGGAGGAAGAGGAGGAAGUAGGAGACGAGAUUGAUAUGCACAGCGGCUCCAGCAGUGACUUGAGUCAAAAAAGCACAGAGCGCAGCCAGGAGUGUGCACCAUCCACUCUCCUGGCUGACGACCAGAAGGGCUCCAAGGGUCGAGCUUCCACUGCUGAUGGGGAUCURGAACUGGAGGAAGGCUCAAAAACACUAGUGCUCUUUUCACCAGGUGAUCUGAAAAAGUCUCCGGUGACCACAGACUUGGCUCCAGAAGUUGAUCUGGGGACUCUUGCUGCUCUAACACCGCAGAGCGAGCGGCCACAACCUAUGGGUAGCCAGUUAGAUGUAUCCGAGCCAGGAACCCUGUCCUCUGUCCUUAAAUCUGAACCAAAGCCUCCCUUGGCAGUGGCUACRACUUCCUCCCCUUUCACCAAAGUUGAGCGCACAUUUGUGCAUAUCGCUGAAAAGACCCACUUAAAUGUCAUGUCUUCCAGUGGCCAACUGAUGAGGCAUGAGGAUUACUGCCCUCCUGGUCCAUUUGAAGAGAUCAUUAUUGAAGAAGAGAUGGAGGAAAACCUGGUGCUGGUAGAGAACGGAAGCAUACAUUCAGGCCUAGAAGGGGCAGAGACAGAAAGCUGUGCACUUUCAGCUAAUCCUGCUGAAAUCUCCUCAGAGACAGCAGGCACAGCAAAGCCUGCUGAGGACAAGUUGGAGCUCUUUGAGAAAGUGGCACCCCCGCUAGAUUUGGAAGAGCCUGGCAAGACCAUUCCCAGAGAACACGAGCUUGAGAAGGCUAAAGCCACAACAGAACACCUUAAGCAAGCAGAAAUUCCCUUGGACACACCACAGCAGGGCCCCAGGAGACCUCUGGGAUCCAGGUAUAGGAGUCGGAUACCCAUUUUGUUCUCUGAGGAGGACACUGGCUCAGACCUUUCAACUUCACUCUCAGCCAAAGACAGGCUUUAUAAGAGGGCGAAGCAGCCUGAUUUGGCUCGCCUAGUGAUGGAGAAGAGGCAAAACCGUCUCCUUAGGCUGGCCUCAGGGGCCUCCUCCUCAGCAUCCUCCAGCGAUGAACGGCRGCGGGCCUCAGAAACCCUUUCAGCCACUGGUUCUGAGGAGGACACCCAUGACUCUGAUGACUCCAUCCCGAGAAAGGCAGGGAAGGAGAAGGCUACCCUCCUGGGAAAAGCAGAGAAACACGUAAGCACAAAGAGCAGAAUUCCUCGGCCCAUCACACCGAUGAAAUCACCGCUAGAGACAAUGAGGUCUGAGGGCUCCAUGGCCAUCGCCAUGCCAGUGCUGUGUAGCUCCCUGCAAGAUGCAGCUGCUGCCUACAGGCUUCAGGCACAGAGGCCAGCUGGAAGUCUCCCCAGUGACUCCCGACCCACCCAGACACAGAGCCGGCUUCCUUCUUCACCGAAUUCCAGUGCUCUUCCUCCACGAAGCGGCUCACGGAGGCCUAGCUGUGCACCUCCUCGGAGUCCUGUCCUUCCUGCAAGAAACCCCAGUGCUACCCCCAGGAGCCAGUUACCACCUAGGAAGGAAAGCCCUUCCCCUUGUCGACAGCGUAAGCCGGGGACUGGUACUCAGCGAGUCCCACCUUCCCCCCGACCUCAGCCCCAGGCACAAGGCCUAGGGCCGACAGGAGACUCCCUGCCCUCGCCUGGUGUGGCCAAAAAGGGACAAAGAGGCAAAAAUCAGACUCAAAGCCCAGCAACCAAAGGAAAGCAGGCGUCCUCGGAAAGUAAGGCAGCUGCCAGAUAAUGAUCUUCU